Messenger RNA from Jatropha curcas, 1274 nucleotides. NCBI's taxonomy places the organism in Eukaryota, Viridiplantae, Streptophyta, Magnoliopsida, Malpighiales, Euphorbiaceae. The record is from RefSeq and is a predicted model, not a curated record.
GAAGAAAGAUCUAUUUAGGGGAGUUAACUAGCAGUUGCAGAAAAAACAAGAAAAUGUCAAUUAAUACCCAGAUUUCAGUGGCAAUAUAUAUUUAUAUAUGCAUGUGUGUUAAUUAAAGAUUUGUAAUUACUAAGUGUAUCUCAGUGUGUGUGUGUGUGUGUGUGUGUGAAAGAGAAAUUAAGGGUGCUUCUACUUGUGGAGAGAAUUAAAGAUUGUAGAGUUCUUCUCAAAUUAGUGGAAAGCCGAAGAAAAAAGCUUGUAGAAAUCUUGGAUGCUUAAUUCUGCUUAAUUUUCAUUACUAAAGAGGAAAGAAAAUAUGGCAUCAUCAAGCUCUUACAAUUCACCCUGUGCUGCCUGCAAGUUCUUAAGGAGAAAAUGCAUGCCUGGUUGCAUAUUUGCACCGUAUUUCCCACCAGAGGAGCCUCAGAAAUUUGCCAAUGUGCACAAAAUAUUUGGAGCAAGUAAUGUGACAAAGCUCUUGAAUGAGCUUCUCCCACACCAAAGAGAAGAUGCAGUGAACUCCCUUGCCUAUGAAGCGGAGGCGCGAGUAAGAGACCCAGUUUAUGGAUGUGUUGGUGCUAUCUCAUUUCUCCAGAGACAAGUUCAAAGGCUGCAAAAGGAACUUGAUGCUGCUAAUGCUGAUCUCAUUCGUUUCGCCUGCAAUGACAUUCCAACAACAUUGCCGGGGGCUACUUCAAUUCACCAUCACCAGCCUGUUCACCGCCAAAGGCCUACUGCUGCUGGUACUCAUGAUCAGUUUAAUAGAGGUUUUUAUCAAACACCUGGUGUUCCUCUUCUUUCUUAUAAUUUCCCUUGGAACGAUAACCCAUCAGGCGAUAUGAAUGAAGGAGGAGGAGGAGAAGGCAACAUGUGAAUCUAAGAGAGAAAUCCCAUUGUAGGGUUUCUAGCUGCUGAUGGUAUGGUAUUAUAAGGUUUUCUAGCUAGCUAUAGCCUCACAUGGGACUUCUUUAGCUAGAAAAAUCCUUAAAAUUAAGUUGGUAAUUUAUUAUUAAUUUGGUCGGUUUGGUAAUUAUAAAUAAUAUAUAAUGAUAAUUAUAUAUAUACUGGAAAAAAAAGCUAAUAAAUAAGGGUGUAGAGCUUGAUUAAUUAGUUUUUGUUGUGUGUGUGGCUGCUUAAACUUUUAAUUUGUUGAGUCAUUAGAGCAACUCUAGCUAGGCAUGUGCAUGUGGAGUUGCCAAUUCUGUGUCAUUGUUUAUUUUAUGCUAAGAAUAAAUGGUAUGCCAUUAAUUUAAGUUUUAAAGAGGAUUCUUUUA